Molecule: messenger RNA, 2716 nt
Organism: Platichthys flesus (European flounder)
Lineage: Eukaryota; Metazoa; Chordata; Actinopteri; Pleuronectiformes; Pleuronectidae
Gene: neu3.1
Product: sialidase 3 (membrane sialidase), tandem duplicate 1
Exons: 3
Coding region: 351-1583 (410 amino acids)
Biological process (GO): oligosaccharide catabolic process; ganglioside catabolic process
Cellular component (GO): lysosome; membrane; cytoplasm
Molecular function (GO): exo-alpha-sialidase activity
Source: RefSeq, a predicted model, not a curated record
GUGUGUGCAGCGGGAUACUGGUUACUCGUCGCCUGUUUCAGCUAGCAGUUAGCUUGUCUGCUACGAUGUUAGCAUAACAACGGGGAAACACACAGUUCAAUGGAGUCUUCGCUGCUCCAGGCUACGUUGCUGACCGGGCUUCGUCACGACCAACGAGGAAGUGCGCGCGAGUGUCCCUCUCGCUCCAGCGCGAGUCUUCUCUUCCGAUGAACCCACAGCAUUAGUGUCGUGAAAACCAAAGGUCCCUGGUUCAGCGUGAAAUUAGACGCUGUGAUGUCGUUCACGCACGAAUCAAGGGGGACGAGCGCGACGAGUGACAAGUGAAGGUAAGGAAGGAGCCCGGAUCCACCAUGGGGAACACGGCGUCGAAGAGUGGCAGCGUGGAGGAACUGGCCAAAACAACUUUGUUCGAGAAGGAGCCCAGUGGGAUCACAUACAGGAUCCCCGCUCUCGUCUACCUGAGGCACAGUCACACCUUCCUCGCCUUUGCAGAGAAGAGGUCCUCCCCUUGUGAUCAUGAUGCCAAGAUUCUAGUGAUGAGAAGGGGGACGCUGAAAGAGGACGGAACUGUUAAGUGGUCCCCAAGUCAGGAGCUGCUGACAGCGUGUCUACCCAACCGCCGCACCAUGAGCCCUUGCCCGGUGUAUGAGAAAAACGGCAAAAUGUUGUUUUUAUUCUUCAUCUGCGUGUGGGGGAACACCACGGAGAGGAGGCAGAUCCUCACAGGUAAGAACCAGACCCGCCUCUGUUGUGUCAGCAGCGGUGACGACGGGCAAACCUGGAGUCCAGCGAAAGACUUGACAGACAGUGUGGUCGGCGACACCAUCCACAAGUGGGCCACGUUCGCCGUGGGACCCGGCCACGGUGUCCAGCUGGAGAACGGCCGGUUGAUCAUCCCCGCCUACGCCUACUACAUCCCUCACAGAUGCUUUCGCUUCCCCAUUCCGUUCACCGUGUACCCGCGGGCACUGUCCAUUUACAGCGAGGACUUUGGACAGACGUGGCACAUCGGUAAGAUGCUUCAAAAAAUAUCGUGUGAAUGUGAAAUGGCGGAGAUCAUCGACCACGAGGGCCGGAGUCACCUGUACUGCAACGCCCGUCACGACGGAGGACACAGGUGCGAGGCCCUGAGCGAGAACAGCGGCCUGUAUUUCGACAAGCCCCACACGGCCCCGGAGCUCGUGGAGCCGCCCUCUGGCUGUCAGGGCAGCGUCAUCGGCUUCCCGGCUCCGGAGUUUGUCCCGAACGACGACGCCGAGAGCAAAGCGUGCGGCACGUCCCUCCUGUCCCCCGACACCCAAACCUGGCUCCUCUUCAUGCAUCCGACCGACAAGUCCAGGAGACGGGACAUGGGUGUGUAUUUGAACCGGUCCCCCCUGCACUCGUCGGGAUGGGACCGUCCCAGGAUCUUCCACAGGGGCCCCAGCGGCUACUCGGACCUGGCCUACAACGGAGACAAGGAUCAGUUCUCGUGCCUGAUGGAGUGCGGGAAGGAGAGCGAACUCGAGCAGAUUGCCUUCAUGUCGUUCACCCUUAACGAUGUCAUGCAGACCGGCGGUAAGAAAGGAAAGAAGAUGCAUUGAAUCGCGGUGGCUUUAUAUGUGUAUUAACUUAACAGAGCUCCCUGACAUUCUCAUGCAACCUUAAAAAUACAACCCCCCCCACCCCCCCCACCCCCCCCCCCCCACCCCCACCACUGAAUAUGCUGUGCAGCAACAUCCGUCUGUGUUUUACCGUUGUUCUACAUUCUGGAGAUGAUAAUGCAUGACUCGUGUGUUUUGUUGUCUCCCUGUUUACAUGAAAACGUAAUUUGAAGUCCUAAUAGUGUUGAUAUGCAACCAACCGUACCAGGAAGGGGAGGGUGGUAGAUUUCGAAGCAUGCUGUGCCGGACUGUCCUUUUUAUUUCAAACAGACGAUGUGUGUAGCAUGUUUGCCGAGCACCUCAUACCCAACUCUGCAUCUUAUUAAAGUGUCAGUAUUCCUGAGCAGCGGAGAGGGUUUUGCCUACCUCUUUUUAUUUUCAUAUGAAGAUCAUUCGCGGGCCUUGUAAAGUCGAGUGAAGAGUUUCCUCCAUGCUCAGCCUCUCCCUGAGAUCCAGUGUACUCUGAUUCACAUAUGCCUUCUACUCCACUCUCUGAACGUCAGCUGUGCCACUGUCGCCUGUCAGCGCACAACCCCUUUUUCUGUGGGUCACAGAGAAGAAGCAUUUAAUUCUCAGCGGCCGCAUCCAGCUAAUGAUCAAUGAAGAGUCCAACCAAACUGUACCAGCUCGUAACCCAGCUGGUGAGAGAUUGAUAGAGAGAGUUUAAGAACCUUCACCAGACGACUUCUGUCGACAGCAUUUCGGCGACUUUCUACCUUCAUUUUCCAGCAAGGUUUUCUUAUUCUUUUCCAGUUUUCCAGCACAUUUUGCAUGAGUUUCCAGACGAGCACCAUCGUAUCAUUUUUUUUAUCAACUGCAGGAUUAGGACCAAGUACGAUCAGCUGGCUCUCGGAUGUCACUAUUUACAAAGCCACUAGGAUUCUGCAAACAUACAAAACCUUGUAAUCAACAACUUUCAACAUCCGUCUUUGCCCGGUGUCGUGCGGCAAACUGGCUCGAGGCAACUCCGUGCUAGUUUCAUUGUGUUUUUGUUGACUGUUGUGGAAAAGUGACAAAACCUGCAUGAAACAUGUAUUUUAGUAGAAAAAUAAAGGUAACCUGUGAUCAUCGGA